CCUCGAGUCCCCGAGGCCGAGGCCAGAACAUGGACAUGCGCAUAAAUACGAGGGCUGCGGGCAACCAUCCCUGUCUGCAUCGCCCAAGACUCGCUCGAUCGCCCCAGUUGCCCUGCCCACGAUGAUUGCCAAGUCUGUCGCCUUCCUCGCUGCUGCCGCCUCGGCCUACGGCGCUUACCUCCCCUACAAGUGCGUUCCCAACCCCCCCACUCCCGGCUACUCCUUCGACCAUGUCGUCCUGAUCUCGGUCGAUGGCAUGCACCAGCUUGACCUGGUCAACUACGUUGCCGCCAAGCCCAACAGCGCCUUCGCCACCCUCGUCAACUCUGGCGUCCAGUUCACCAACGCCCAGACCAGCUUCCCCUCCGACUCGUUCCCUGGUCUUGCUGCCCAGCUCACCGGUGCCACCGUCAAGACCCACGGUGUCUGGUACGACGACUCGUACGAUACCUCCCUCUACGCCCCCCACUCCAACUGCACCGGAGGUGCUGGUACCGAGGUUCUCCUCGAUGAGACUGUCGACUACGACCUCUCCCUCGUCUCGGGCGGUGGCAUCAACCCUGCCAACCUCCCCAUGCGCCUCGACCAGUACGGCCAGUGCGUUCCCGUCUGGCCCCACGAGUACUUCACCGCCAACAACAUCUUCGAGAUCGUCAAGAAGUACGGCAAGGGCACCACCGCCUGGACCGACAAGCACCCCACCUACGAGUGGGUCAACGGUCCCUCGGGCACCGGCUGUGACGACACCUUCUUCCCCGAUAUCAACUCGGAUCCUUAUGGCACUGACAACGUCACCCUUGUCGGUCUUUACGACGAGCUCCACAUGAACGCCAUCCUCAACUGGAUCGGCGGCACCAAGGCCAACAGCUCUGGUGCUUUCAGCGUUCCUGCUGUCUUUGGCGGCAACCUCCAGUCCGUCUCCGUUGGCCAGAAGCUCACCGCCGGUGGUUACCUCAAUGCCAACGGCACCUUCACCGCCAUCCUCCAGGAGGGCCUCGACCACGCCGACUUUGUCCUCGGCAACAUCAUCCAGGCCCUCAAGACCGCCGGCAUCUACGAGCGCACCGUCAUCAUCGUCUCUGCCAAGCACGGCCAGUCCCCCAUCGACCCCGAGGCCGUCAUCAAGCUCGACCCCAACGCCCUCCAGGCCGGUGCCGGUGUCGAAGUUGCCCAGCUCACCUCUGAUGACGUUGCCCUCUUCUGGCUCAAGGACCCCACCCAGGCUGCCACCGCUGCCGCCAACCUCCAGGCCAACGGCACCUUCCAGAUCAACCAGAUCUGGUACGGCGAUGCUGCCAAGGCCCUCUUCGGCAACAACACCCGCACUCCCGAUGUCAUCAUCCAGCCCAACCACGGUGUCAUCUACUCGCUCUCUGGCGCCAAGCACGCCGAGCACGGUGGUGGCUCUGAUGACGAUCGCCACGUCCUCCUCGUUCUCUCCAACCCCACCUUCACCCCCCGCAGCGACAGCACCCCCGUCUUCACCACCCAGAUCGCCCCCACCAUCCUCAACCUCCUUGGUCUCCCCUACACCGACCUCGAUGGUGUCCAGAAGGAGGGCACCACUCUGCUCCCCCUGUAA
Polychytrium aggregatum is the source of this 1582-nucleotide messenger RNA. RefSeq names its product type I phosphodiesterase/nucleotide pyrophosphatase precursor. The transcript has 4 exons. The record is from RefSeq and is a predicted model, not a curated record. NCBI's taxonomy places the organism in Eukaryota, Fungi, Chytridiomycota, Chytridiomycetes, Polychytriales. Bases 122 to 1582 code for a protein of 486 amino acids.